Molecule: messenger RNA, 3758 nt
Organism: Pocillopora meandrina
Lineage: Eukaryota; Metazoa; Cnidaria; Anthozoa; Scleractinia; Pocilloporidae
Source: the annotation of a GenBank genome assembly
CUUCAACGCAGAUGGUUGCAAGACAACAACUUCACUGAAUUGCCUCCCGAAUUAUUCCAAGAUCUAAAAAGACUGAAGGAACUGUAAGUUACAUGCAGACGCUUUUUAGCUAUUUAGCUCUGUAACAGCGGUUAAGGGAUGAUUAUUAGCAUUUAAUGUCACCUCCCUUCCAAAAGAAGCCUGCUCGUGUGAUUAUAUUGAUAAUAAUAAUCUAGUAACCCUAUUAUUGCGUCAAUAACUAUACGAGAUUAGAGGAGAUAUUUCCAUUUUCAAAUUUUUCUGAUAUUGCCUUCAGCACUAAAAACGGAAAGAAACCAAUUGAACCAUCUCAAACUGUAUCGUCAUUGUUGUUUUGAUAAGCAGAAUAGAAGAUUUUCAGUCAUACAGCAACGAAAUCGAUGCGUGCCAUAGAUCGUGUCUAGUCAUUAAAUAGUUUUCUGUUGUGAACUAGUUAGGUGUCUGCACAAAACACGGGCUCGAUGAUUUCUUUACUGAGUAAUUCACUGGAAUAGGAGAGAUAAUCAGCUUCUACCAGCCUCAGAUAGCAGUGCUUAGGGUGCGAUCAAAUUUCAACUUGUCAAGUGGCUAUUCCUUUUCUGUAAAAUUAGCGAGCCAGCCAUGGCGAUUGCACUGCAUUAACUGUUCCUUUCUCUUUUUUAUAUUACGCACAUUGCUUGUACACGAUUACAUUUAGCUCCUUCAUUUUUCUUAAUGGCCAGUGUCUGUAUGUAUUUUUUUUAACGAAUUUCAAAUAACAUUGUGAAUUAAGACGCACUUUCUUGUCUUGUCAUUCCUAUUAGCUAUCUGUCUAACAACAAAUUGAAGACUCUACCAGAUGGAAUUUUUAACAGCCUCUCCAGUCUGAAAUAUCUGUGAGUACAGUAAUCAUUCAACAAAAGAAAAAAUGUGAAAAGAGGUCAAUGAAUUUUUCCAAGAGCACAUUUCUCAAAGCUGCGUGGCCAUAUUCAGUUAACAGAAACAUGUAAAGUAAAACUGAAAGGUCUGAAGUGUAUAUAAAUCGAAAUUUGCGAGCGCUCAUGUUUUUUUACUGAAACAGCACAGUUCUGGUGAUAAAAAUGAAUAAAUUGCUAGAUGAAAGUACGCUAAAACAGGUCAUUUAUUAUGAGGAGAGCGAAAGAAAAUAAGACCCACAACCCCUGGGUCAUUCUCCUCCAUAAGGAUUAGUAAAAAACUCUAUGGAUAAUUUUUUGUCUCCCUGUCAUGAAGAUUUCAUGGUCAAUUUUUGUAAAGCUGUUUAAACGAAUUUUAGAAUGCUACAUCACGUUGAUGUGCUUUGGUGAGACAAAUUGAGGUACUUAGAGAUUUUAUUCUAUGAAUCAAUAUUGGUAAUUUCAUGAUAUAUUUGUAACUAUGGUUGUUAUUACAUUUUAGGGAUUUGUCAAGUAAUGAAAUUGGAUAUCUACCGCCAUACAUCUUUAAAAAUAUUACAGCUGUAAGACUUCUGUAAGUGAUAUUCUCCUUAAGUUGAGAUAAAUCAAAAAUUAUCUUUCAGAGUUACCUUGCAAUUACAACAAGAAGCGAGGAAAUCGGCUUCCUAGUUUAUGACAAUUUACAUUUCUUAUAUAUUUUAGGCAGCUUAAAAUUUUUUGUCUUGCAAUUAUUUUUUGUGACAGAAGCUUAGAAUUUGUUGACGUAGAUCCUAAAGCAACCCAAAUAAUAUAAUUUUGUAAAAAUGGGCAAUAGACUACUUACGAUUUUUCAAUUCAGCUUUAAACAACACAGGGCCCAGUUGUUCAAAGGUCGAUUAGCCCUAACCCAGAAUUGAAUUUUAAUUCAGGUUUCUUUAUUUCUUUGUCCAAGAGUCUUUAAGGAAAAUUUUUCACCAUUCUUUUAGAACAUCCAAUGAUCAAAUUGGAAGCAAAAAACUUUGAACUGAAUUUUCUCUUAAAGCUUUCAUACCUGAAAUCAAAUCUCACACUAACCCUGAGUUACCCUAACCCAGCUUUGAACAACCCGGGCCAGACCUCGAGCAGAGGUUUCUGGUAAUAAACUCUAAAUUUUCUCUGACCUGAGAGCAUUAAAGUUGCAUGUAGCUCUAAUGUUUUCUUUUUUUCUAUGAUAUUCAAAUAUCAAACCUGGGAGUUAAUCGUACUGCAGUAAACUAAGAAGAUAAUUAAGACAAAAGUAGAUUUAAAGAUAUCCCUUCAUGUGUGUAUUUCAGUCUAACAUCUGCACCGCGCUUUUUCAGGAAAAUGGACUACAACAAAAUUGAGAGGCUUCAUGAAGAUCAAUUCCAGGGCUUAGUGGAGUUGUUCGAGUUGUAAGUACAUUUAGAUUUUAAAUGGUAAUUUUUCAUUAUGAUCUGUUGCAAUCUAAAGCAUAUUUUAGAACCAGCCCAUUCAUAUGAAUUUUGAAAAAAACUCAUUCAGUGAAUAAAAGUUGACAUGGAAAUGUCUACAAAUUAACCAUAUUUAUAUGAAGAGAGGUAAUACCCAAAGAAGCGCAUGAUUAUCAUAUAUUAGCAAGGUUUUUCUUUUUAACGUUUAAGCGAUAAACGGCUCAAGUGCACCGAGAUUUCUGUUUAUAUUCGUCUUUCAGAUUAUAGAGCCGCAAUGAUAAAGUUAACUUGAAAGGAAAAGAGCUUUUUUGAACAAAGAAAAAAUGGCUCCAAUUUAGCUGAGUCUAUAAAUUUUGAUUUUGAGGACGAAGGUUUGGAUUAAAACGGCCAUGCGAUUAAUUUUCUGAGGAAAUUAAUUUGUACAGAUAUUAGUUGGAACAGAAAAUCAGGAGCCAUAAAAGGGAACACCCUAGUAAAUAUAGUUAGUAUCCUCUAUUUGUACUAGCCUGUAUAAUAAAUGGAACACAAUCUUUGUCACCAGAUCUAUAUAAUUGUUAUAUAGUUUUGAUAUCAGUUUUGCUGUUUAAAUUAGAUAUGCCAUGCCUAGUUAUUCUAUGUUACUUGUAUAUUAAUUUAAAUUCCCCCUUACCUGUUUCAGACAUCUCUCGGAGAACAGAAUCGAGGCUUUGCCUGACAAGAUUUUCGAGGGCGUUAAGGACCUCAAGGGCCUGUGAGUACAGCUGAAAACAUACGAAACAAUUUCUUAAAUUGUUUUAAAAGAUGAAAAUGUACAUAACAGAAAGAUGCACAAUAUGGAAUUCUUUUUUGAAAAUUUUAACAUGAUCUCCAACAGGCGUGGUGUAAAUUGUAUUGCUCAACAGCGAAAUUUUAUUACUAUCUACUUUCUUGACGAAAAAAAGGGUGGCUUGCUAUAAACAUGGUUUUAUUGAGCAAAGGUGGAUAUUAUCAAAAAAUCAAACAAACAUAGUGGAGAACUAUGAUACGGCAAUUUCAGGUGUAAUUUUUAAGAAUCAGACAAUGCAAGACCCUGAUUACCAUCUGCUGGUUAAUAAAUAUGUUAUUACUUUUUACAGAAGUAUCUUUGGCAAUAAAAUACAAAAUGUCACCAGCACGACUUUCAGUCAUGCCCGGGAACUGCGAUUUUUGUAAGUUCACUGCAAAUGGCAGUUCUUCAUCACGGUACCUACAAUAGAGCCACAUGUAUUGCAAUCGGAUAAGAUGCAGGUGUGAAGUUAAUUUAGAGUAUUAUAGUUAAUUGGGUAUAAUUUUUAAUUAGUUAAAGUCAAAGGAAAGGCUUGGGAAAAUGAGAUAUACAAUUUAUUAUAAUCUAACUUUAUUUUCACCUUCUAUUUAAAUUUGCAGGUUCAUGCACUACAACCUGAUGGCUGAGCUCCCCAUAGGCUUUUUUGGGCUUCUGCCGCACAUUAUUAGAGUGUAA